Messenger RNA from Sciurus carolinensis (gray squirrel), 1340 nucleotides. RefSeq names its product Fas apoptotic inhibitory molecule (gene Faim). The transcript is spliced from 6 exons. Bases 450 to 1055 code for a protein of 201 amino acids. The record is from RefSeq and is a predicted model, not a curated record. Gene Ontology annotation, biological process: positive regulation of neurogenesis; canonical NF-kappaB signal transduction; negative regulation of extrinsic apoptotic signaling pathway via death domain receptors. NCBI's taxonomy places the organism in Eukaryota, Metazoa, Chordata, Mammalia, Rodentia, Sciuridae.
UAAAGCAGUAACAGGAAGCAGACGGUUUUAAGGAGUGAGGGCCACGUUCAGGUUGACCUUGGGCAUGGCUUCAGAGUAGGCCCACCAGGUUGAGCCCCAGCGUCCAGGCCACCACGGGCCGGCCCCACAUUCGUUGGCUGGGAGACUGCACGCAGCGCAGUGCAGGUCCCGGGAACGCUUCGGGUGGCGGCCGGCUGCCCGGGCAGCGGCGGGGGGUGGGACCGUGGCGCGGAGAGGCGGGUGGCGGCCCUCUCCGGGCGCCCCCGGGGACCUGAGGCGCGACAAACAGCGCACUGGGAUCGCGCCAGAGCAGCUUCCAGCCUCCAGCCGGCAGCGACUGGUUCCCGGAGAAGGAAGUAAGGCCGCGCGGCCGCUUAGGCUAAGUCGGAACCAACCGGCUGCUCGGCGCUGCCUCCAGAGCCCGCGGCGCACAGACUGUUUUGCCAGCCAUGGCAUCUGGAGAUGACAGUCCUAUCUUUGAAGAUGACGAAAGCCCUCUUUAUAGCCUGGAAAAAAUGACAGAUCUCGUAGCUGUUUGGGAGGUUGCUUUAAGUGAUGGAAUCCACAAGAUUGAAUUUGAACAUGGAACUACAUCUGGCAAACGAGUGGUGUAUGUAGAUGGGAAGGAAGAGAUAAGAAAAGAAUGGAUGUUCAAAUUAGUGGGCAAAGAAACCUUUUGUGUUGGAGCUGCAAAGACAAAAGCAACCAUAAAUAUAGAUGCGAUCAGUGGUUUUGCUUAUGAAUAUACUCUAGAAAUUAAUGGGAAAAGUCUCAAGAAGUACAUGGAGAACAGAUCAAAAACUACCAAUACAUGGGUAUUGCACUUGGAUGGUGAGGACUUGAGAGUUGUUUUAGAAAAAGACACUAUGGACGUGUGGUGCAACGGUAAAAAGAUGGAGACAGCGGGUGAGUUUGUAGAGGACGGAACUGAAACGCACUUCAGCGUCGGGAGCCACAGCUGUUACAUAAAGGCCGUCAGUAGUGGGAAGCGGAAAGAAGGGAUUAUUCACACACUUAUUGUGGAUAACAAAGAAAUCCCAGAGAUUCUCGAAUGACUUCAUAUUAAUGAACAUUUAUGUCCAGAAAUAAAGAUCAGGACUUUUUAAUUACUGUGGUAAUUAAAUGUGUUCAAUAUGUACUUAUCAGUACAUUUAGUCUGCAAUGUUUGUAUUUUUUAGUUACUUGAAACUGUAAUAUUCCAAGGGUCAGGAAAAAAGCUAAUUAUGUGCAGUCAUAAAAAUUAUAAUUUUUUUGUAAAUAAUGUAAAAUGUUUUAAAACGAAAUAAAAGAUAUGGACCAAAAUCACCAAUGUUUUAAAAGUCACUUUAUUAUAAUAAACA